AUGGGAGCGGUCGAAUCCAUUUUAGUCGUCUCGGAUUCCGACGAGGAGGGCGAAGAGGGACAACAGGGUAACCAGCAACGGCGACGAGAGCGACAGCGUCACAGGGCGCAGGGGGGAGAUACAGACUUUGCGGAAACAACGAGUCCGGAACGUCAGGCGGAGCUGCAUGGGCGGAAGAACCGCGCGGAAGGAGCGGAUGGCGGCCAGCGGCGCGGUACAUUAGAUGCUGCGCGAGACGGGGACGAGCUUGCGAGAAGUUAUAGCGUCGACUCCAUUGACUCCGUUGACUCGCUUGACCGCGACGAAUUCAUCUGCUCGCCCCGCUCCGUUGACUCGCUUGACCUUGCCUCCCCUCGUUCCGUUGACUCUGCUGAACCGUACGAUUCUGCCCCCGUCUCCGCGCGUCCACCUGCGCGCAAGCCCAAGGCGCACCACAGGCGGAAGGGUUCGCGCGGAUCGUCGCGCCUCAGCAGGUCUGCUUGCGCCACUUCCGCCGACGGGCGCGUCGCUCCCGCCGACGCUGACGUGGUCGUCGCGACGAGCGGGAAUGGACACGUCACCGCUGCAGCGCUAGCAGCCGCGCACGCCAAGUCAGCUGCAGAAUUAUCACUGGGAGAAGACGGAGCGUUGCGGGAAAGAAGGAGAAUGGGGGGGGGAGUGGGCAUGGGGGGACUUGGGGAACCAGGCGGAGGGAUGGGGAGGGGAAGGGGGGUGGUAUCAAGUGCGGGAGCAGCAGUAACUCCUGUGAAACUGCCUGGGCCGGGUGGGGGACGCAUGGGCAUAGGGGGGAUGAUUGGGGGCCCCAGGGGGAAUGAGAUCGGGGUAGGCAUUGGCGGAAGCAUGGGGGCGCCUUGGGUCGUCUUGGGCAGCAGAGAAAUUUCCGAAGCUGCUACCAUGGCUCCAUUCCAAACCUCCGGCGCUGCUAUGGUGGCUGCCGAGGCUACUUCCGAGGCUGCUGCCGAAGCUGCAGCCUCGUUGCAGCCAGGGUCCCCUGUAAGACUACAGAGAGUGUUGGCUGCUGUGUCACGCGCAUUAGAUAGAGCCAGUGAAGAGGCAGCAGCAGAAAGGGAGGGUGGCGUAGGGGGAGAGGUGAGUGUUGAGUCGACUCAAAAGUCACCUCGGGUGCUGGCCGCUGAAUCACGCACGCUAGACAGGGCCAGUGAGGAGACAGCAGCUGAGAGGGAGGGUGGUGCAAAGGUAGAGGUGAGUGUUGAGGUGACUCAAAAGUCACCCCGAGUGCUGGUUCCCGCGUCAGAUGCGCUGGAAAGGGACAGUGAGGCAGCAGCAGAGAAGGUGGGCUUUCCGGAGGGAGAAGCGGCAACGGGGAAGGAGGUCUCUGAGGCGGUAGAAGCAGCGGCGGGGAUUGAGGGCCUUGCAGAGAAAGAAGCCGUUGCGGGGAUAGGCGUCCCAGCAGAAGGUGAAGCGGCAGCAGGAGAAGCAGCGGUGGCAGCAGGGAUAAUCGCAGGGGGGGGAGCAGGCACGGUGAGUGGGGGCGAAGGAGGUGAGGAGAGUGAGGGUGACGGUGCUGCGGGUGGGAGGGAAGCACCUGCAGGGACGACUUUUGAAACGUCUCAAACUGAUGGCGGUGGUACUGCUGUGGGCAGGCGAGAAGCGCACGGAGAGACACUUGAGAGGGAGGAGGUGGCACCAGCCGCGCAGGGUAGUGGGCUGGCAGGGAACGCGGGUGAGAUGGGAGAGGGGGGUGAGGGAGGUGCGGAUGAGGUGCGUGGUGCUGCCGUUGGUGUGGACGAGGGCGGGUGGGAGUCGGACAGUGAGUUUGGCACUCCUGAGCUGCUCUCCCCUGCUGGCAGCGUGAGUAGGGCCAGCGCGGUCAGGGACAACGUGGGCAGUGGCAGCAUGGGUAGUGACAGCAUGGGUAGUGGCAGCAUGGCCUCUCUGCUUCCCAUCUCCCCGCCAACGUGCACCUGGUUCUUGCCCAUGAUGGCUGCCAGCAGCAGUGGCAUCAGCGUCGAGUUCCACAUCAUCAGGCACGGGGAGUCAACUCAAUCGCCUGCCCUCAUAGCCGGUCGCUCCCCAGCAGCCCGUCUCACCCCCAUGGGGUGCCAGCAAGCCAUGGCUCUGGGCACCUUCCUGCGCCGCUACCUGAGACUGCAGUGGGACGAGGUGCACUGCUCACCCAUCCCCCGCGCCACACACACUGCUCGGCUAGUCUGCCAGGAGCUAGGCUUUCCAACCAGCCGCAUACAGGAAGCAACUGAGCUUCAGGAGAUGAGCGCGGGCGACUGGGAGGGAAAGCCCCGGGCAGAAUUCUUUUCUUCCGACGCUGCCCGGGCAUGGAUGACAGCCUCUCAGCCCGACUUUUGCUACCCUGGCGGCGAAUCCCAGCGCCAGGUGGAGUGUCGCAUGGUGAGCUUCUUGAACCGUCUCGCCACCAACCACGCCGCCCAACUCAUGACAGCCAAAGCCAGCGAUUCCGCACAAGAGGAGAGCAGCAAGGGUACUCUCAAGUACCGCAUUGGCAUUUUUUCGCACUGCACUGCGAUUAAAUGCCUGUUACGGGGUUUGCUGGGUUCGUCUUUCACAGACGUCACAAUGGGCACGAGUACCGUGCUCGCAAGAUUCAGCAUCAAGUGGCUCACAAUCGCGGUAGCCGUGGCUCUCGCGUCCGUUGCCGCGCUCCACGCCAUCGACAACUUCUACGUUGUCCGUCACCCGCCCGUCUGCGCCGCGUCCGCGGAGCGGGAACUCUGCGUCUCGGAGUACCGCAUCGCGCGCCGCUCCCUCGGCGCGGCUCCAGCUUCGACGCAGCAGGUGACGGCGGCGAUGAUCGAGUCGGCGCGCGUGAAGGUGGCGGCGGGACUGGAGCUGGUUAAGGAGAUUCAGACGGCCAACGCGGGCCGGAGUGCUGAGGUCGAGGCCGUUAGCGACGACUGUGUGACCCAGGUGAGUGCGGCGCUGGCGCAGCUCGAGAAGUCUUCCUCCGCGAUCAGCGCUGGCAGCAACGUCCUCGACCUGCCCUACUGGCUGCAGACGGCGCAGACGCAACUCUCCAACUGCCUCUCGACAUACCGCGAAUUGGCGCCCUCCGCGCUCUCCACGCCCACGGGCGUUUACCUCGCGUCUGAGAGCGCGUUGACCAAGUCAACGCUCGUCGCCGCCAUCGACCUCACGUCGCAAGCCGCCGCUGCGGCGCGCUCGUCGCGCGGCCGCCAGGCGCUGGAGAAUGGUGGCGAGAGCAACGGGCACCCGGAGUGGCUGGAGGCGGGGCUGUACGAACAGCUGAAGGAGCUCCAGGCGCACAUGCAGGGGGACCACGACAGCGCGCAGGAGUGGGCGGAGAAGCGCCGCGGACUGCUCGGGCUCCCCGCACCAGCGGAGAUCCCCCGGCGGGAGCUGAAGGGCGGACACCCCCCGGGCGUCGGGCACCACGCGGAUCUCUGGGAUAACGGGCGGAGAAAGGGCGGACACCCCCCCGGCGUGGGCGGGCACGCGCACCUGUGGAAGAACGGGAAGAAGCGCGGGGGGAACCAUCCCCCGGGGAUCGGUGGACACGAGCAUCUGUGGAAAAACGGGAAGAAGGUCGGCGGAAACCACCCCAAGGGGCCCGACGCGGUGGUGGGCAGAGGGGAGCAGUACUCGAGCGUGAAAUCCGCCGUGGACGCCGCUCCCGCUAAGGGCCGCUUCGUUAUCUACAUAAAAGCAGGAACAUACGACGAAGUGGUGCAAUUCGAUAACGAGGGGAUAAUCUUCGUGGGAGACGGGCCGGAUCGCACGAUCAUCACGGGCAGCAAGAGCAUGGGCGGCGGGUCGGGGACGACCUUCAAGUCGGCGACCGUGGGGGCGAAUCGCGACAACUUCGUGGCGCUGGGCGUGAAGUUUGUGAACACGGCGGGGCGCGAGAACGAACAGGCGGUGGCGAUGCGCGCGAGCGGGGACGCUUCCGCCUUCUUUGAAUGCGCGUUCGAAGCCUUCCAGGAUACACUGUACGUGGACGCGGGGCGGCAGUACUACAAGAACUGCUACGUGGGCGGCACCAUCGACUUCAUAUUCGGCGACGCGGCCGUGGUUCUCGACAGCAUGGACAUCCGGCUCCACACCAGCCACUCGUUCGUCACCAUCACCGCGUCUGGCCGCGACACCAACGGCCCCACGGGGAUCGUCAUUCGCAACUCGAAGAUCUCUACGGAUCCGGGAGUUACUGAUGUGUAUCUGGGGCGGCCGUGGAAGGACUGUGCGCGCGUGGUUUACGUCGACACGUACUUGCCUGCUGAGCUUAACUCAGACGGGUGGAGCACAUGGGGAGGGGACACGCGCGGCAGCUGUGUGUAUUAUGCAGAGAAGGGCAGCACGGGGCCGGGCGCACGCACCUCGCGAGCAUCGUGGGUGCACCCUGGGAUCAUCUCAGACGCCUCCCAGUUUGACCCUGAGCCGUUUGUUGAUCUGAGCUCCUGGCUCGAUGUUGCGGGGAAGAACCCCAAGUGGUGA
Molecule: messenger RNA, 4446 nt
Organism: Closterium sp. Yama58-4
Lineage: Eukaryota; Viridiplantae; Streptophyta; Zygnematophyceae; Desmidiales; Closteriaceae
Source: the annotation of a GenBank genome assembly